UUUCCGACGUCCCUAGUUGUUUUUUCUUGAAAAAAUACGCAGAAAAAGUUAAACAAAUUUAUAAAAUUUGUGUAAACAAACAUAGUAUGCAGGUAUGGACGCAGUAAGUGAAUUGCAUUUCGAUUUCCUUUGUAGAGCUUGCAUGCAUGAAGUGGCUGAUGCGGCCGCAGUUACCUCUACAGUUGAACUAACUGCCGAGCAACCUGAGCAACAGUGGAAACCCAUCUUUGAUAUAGUCGCAGACUGCGGAAACAUGCGCAUAAUUGAAUUACUAGCUAGCACUACCCCGUGUCUGGAAGUCAACCUCAGUGACGAAUUACCAAACAAAAUGUGCCGAGGAUGUUUGGAGCAAUUAGUGAGCGCCUAUCGUUUCCAGCAGAUGUGCAUGCAAUCAGAUCAGGAAAUGCGCAAAGUACUAGCUAAAAAAUAUCCAGAUGUAAAACUGAUAACAGAGGAUAAAGUGAUGACGACAGAGGUUUCAAUGAUAGAAGCAAUUGUAGAAGUCAGAGAUGAUGAAAUUGGGAGUGAGCCUGUAACUACUGCACCUGAUGAGCCACUUACGGGCGCUAAUGACCCGCUACAAAGCAUUUGCGAAUCACGGACAACUUGUAAAGACGAUACUCCAAGCCGUGUUUGUGAAUACCUCAAAAUGGAGCUAAGUGAUGAAGAUAUAUGCACUGAUCACUAUAGUACACACGAAACAAUGCUAGAUUUGAAGUCUGUAACUGGAGACCUACGUACGAAAAUCGAAACGGGGCCACGAGCAGCAGUCCAAGACAAGUCAACAACGAGUGUGGAGGGUUCAAGCAAGGAAGAUUUAGACGGAGAUCGGACAUGCGAUAAGCCUAAACUGAGAGCAAGAAAAGGCAGAAACCUUUUAAGGACUGAUGUGAAAGUUAAAGUUAAUUUGAACAAAUCUAGAAAAGUUCGGUGUGAACAAGCAAAAGAAGCGUCAUCCACACAUACCUGUAACCUGUGUAAUAAAACGUUUUCAUCCCGCCGAUUUCUACAAAGACACCUAAAAAGGCAUAUAAAAUGGGAGGAGCGAAAAAAAUUGCCCCCUCAGCCAAUGAAUACUGACCAGCAUUAUCAACUUGCAUGUGAUAUUUGCAACCGGAGAUUCAACAAACCUGAAGGAUUAUACAAACAUAGGCUGACACAUGAUGAGAAAGCUGAAGCAGAGGGAAAAAAUCCCAGUUAUUCAUGUGACUUGUGUGAAAAGCAAUACCUUUCACAGCGUACUCUGACGAGACAUAAACGACAACGGCAUUUUGAAAAAACCCCACAGACGGACAUAAAGCUGUAUGUUUGCGAAUUUUGCAAUAAAAGCUUUCAACAAUCUGGCACUUUAAAGGAUCACUUACGUACACAUACCGGAGAGCAGCCGUUCUUGUGUUCGGAGUGUGGGAAAGCAUUUAACAGUUCAAGCAAUAUGAAACAGCAUCUCUUACGGCACACUGGUGUUAAACGGUAUGAAUGUCCUGACUGCCCCAAGAAAUUUCCAUGUCUCAGCGACUUGGCUUCACACAAAGCCGUGCAUCUUCAGAUAAAGCGAAAUAUCUGUGAUAUUUGUGGUGCUGCAUUUGGUAAACCGUAUCAGUUAAAGAAACAUAAAAUGUAUCAUAAUGGCGAUAAACCAUACAAAUGUGAAUACUGCGAGAAGUGCUUCGUUUGUAUGGAUCAUCAACGGCGUCAUAUGCGUACUCAUACCGGCGAAAAGCCCUACAAAUGCAAUUACUGUGAACGCGCUUUUGCCCAAAGUAACGAUCUAAUCAAACAUUUGCGAAAUCACCUCGGUGAAAAUGUUUAUAAAUGUGAGUUGUGUCCGAGCGCUUUCCGACUGGCUACUGAGCUGCGCGUACACUUUGCUUUACAUAAGAAUGAUAAUGAAGAGACGCGUACGCGAAAUAUGCUCGCACUCAGAGAAGAUGAGGCAAGAUUGCGAUUAAAUUUAACAACAAAACAAGGACUGCUGCCUAAAAUGGCUUCGCCGGCCAAUAUCAAGGUGAAACCAGGACUUGUUCUUGAUUAUUUAAGUUUCGAUAGCAUCUGCAGGACUUGCAUGCAUGUGGUAGCUGAAGAGGAAACGUUUGCCGCCACAACCGCAGAGAUAAAGUGCCACUCUAUCUUCGAUACGGUUGCAGAAUGCGGCACCAUGCGAGUCGUUGAAUUACUAUCAACCACUACACCGCAACUACAAGUAAACUUCAGUGAUGAAUUGCCACAAAAAAUUUGCCGAGAAUGUUUAAAGCUUUUACUGAGCGUAUAUCGCUUCCAGCAAAUGUGCAGACAAUCUGAACAACAAAUGCGCGAAAUAUUAGAUAAAAGAUAUCUUGAUGUAAAACUGAUGAUCCCAGUGCUAUUGACGGAAAGUACAGAAGGGCCAAAGCAGAUUUCAAUGGUGGACGCCAAAGAGGGAGAAAUUGUGACCGAGGCUGUUGAAGUGCCGUUGGCUAAUGACCCAUUGCAAAACGACCAAUUUCUGAAAAUCGAGGAGUUUAUUGAUAGAGAUGAAUGCAUUUGUGAAGAUAAAACGAAUGAGGCAUCAGCAGUGGGGACUAACUUAGUUGAUAGUAGUCUAGUAGCUAGUUGUACAAGCGACAUGCCCAACUUUCGUGCUGGAAAAGAAAGUAACUUUAAAAAUUUCAGCACGCAUACACAUUCCUGCAGCAAGUGCAAUAAAUCGUUUUCCCAGCGCCGGCUUCUAAAUAGGCACUUGAAACGGCAUGAAAAAUGGGAGGAGAGCAAAAAUUUGCCUGUAAAGCCUUUAAAUACAGAUCAGCGUAUUCAAAUUAAGUGUGAUAUUUGUGGGCGCCGAUUCAACAAACCAGAAUCACUGCACGAACAUAAGCAGAAACAUGCUGAUCAACCGCAAGGGGAAGCAAAAAAGAUAUACGCCUGUGAUUUAUGUGACAAAACAUAUAGUUCUAAGCGUAUGUUGGCCUACCAUAAAAAACGAAGUCAUUCUGAAGGACCCUCUAUUGCAGCACCGGCGCGUCAUGUUUGUGAAUUUUGCAAUAAAGGCUUUCAAUUUCGUGCUAGCCUAGUUGACCAUCUCCGUACGCAUACAGGCGAGAGACCGUUCUUGUGUUCGUUGUGUGGCAAAUCAUUUAGAUGUUCAAGCAAUAUGAAGCAGCAUUUAAUACGGCAUUCGGGCGUCAAGCGGUUCGAGUGUCCCGAAUGCCCCAAAAAGUUUGCUUGCAACAGCGAUUUGUCUAAGCACAAAGUCAUACAUCGCCUGAUCAAGCCGCAUAAUUGCGACAUUUGUAGUGCUUCAUUUGCUAAAAGUUAUGAUUUAAAGGCACAUAAAAUGUACCACAACGGCGACAAACCGUACAAAUGCAAAUACUGUGACAUGCGAUUUGUUUUAAUGGACAAACAGCGCCGCCAUAUGCGUACUCAUACCGGCGAAAAGCCCUACAAAUGCAAGUACUGUGAACGCGCUUUUGCCCAAAGUAACGACCUAAUCAAACAUUUGCGAAAUCACCUCGGUGAAAAUGUUUAUAAAUGCGAGUUGUGUCCCAGCGCUUUCCGGUUGGCUGCUGAGCUGCGGGUACACUUUGCUUUACAUAAAAACGAUGAUGAAGAGACUCGCGCUCGAAAUAUGCUGGCAGUUAAAGAGGACGCUAGCUUAGGUUUACAUUUGAGACCUAAUGGCUUCAUGAGCACAACUAAUAGCUGAAGAAGUUGAUAAUGAAAUAAUUUAGGUUGGAGCUGUGUCCAAAAAGAGAAAUUUGGUUUUGAUUCAGCUUUUUUUAAUUCCGUUUUUAAAGAGACUUGUGAUGACAUCCUCUAUAUUUAUCUUUAAUUUCCUUUUUUUAAAACCUUGCUUAAUUUUUUGAGUAGUGUAUUUUAAGACAGAGAUCGCCGAAAUUCCUAACUGACGAAAAAAGCCUUGAUCUUCCUCACUACAACUCAGUUCAAGUGCAGUCAAUUUUAAUUUCCUCUUCUGUGAGUUAAUAAAAAAUUAUAGUUUAAAAAACUAAAA
Molecule: messenger RNA, 3988 nt
Organism: Rhagoletis pomonella (apple maggot)
Lineage: Eukaryota; Metazoa; Arthropoda; Insecta; Diptera; Tephritidae
Product: zinc finger protein 91-like
Exons: 10
Coding region: 95-3682 (1195 amino acids)
Biological process (GO): negative regulation of transcription by RNA polymerase II; regulation of cytokine production; regulation of immune system process
Cellular component (GO): nucleus
Molecular function (GO): zinc ion binding
Source: RefSeq, a predicted model, not a curated record